CAUUACGUGAGAUCACAUGACGCGUUAGUUUUGCGCGUUCCAUUCGAAUAGUUGAAAUCAUUCGCGCCGCCAUCGCCACACGAAAUUGAUGUUUGACUAUUUGUCUACAACUAACUAUACACGUACACGUAGACCACAAAGUUGUUGCCACAUUCGGCGAAUCGUGCAAAGCUGUUCCAAGUCGGUUGUUAGUCGAAGUCAAAGUCGCAGGCAAACCAACCGUUCGGCGAUGAUGCGAUGAUGGCGCACGACAGCAAUGACAAUUGCGUGUAACUAACCGGGCGUGCUUCCACAUCACAUCACAUAACUUACUUGGAAACUUACUCAGCAUAAGUGCAGUGAAAUUUUAGAAACAGAUUUGAACACGUUCGUUAUAAAAGUGUAAAAAUAUCAAAACCUGUUUGCUUGGUAUGCCUAUGAGUUGACAUCAUACAUAUUAUACAACAUACAAUGUUCCAGCCAUGGAAGCCGCCGACUCAUCGCCACCUCAAUGCGACACAACCGCAAGCAAAACGGAAGAAAAAGAUGUCCACGAAGAUAAUGAAGAGGAGGAUGGUGAAUACACCAACGUCAUUGACGAAUCACCCGAGUUCCAAGAGAUUAUUGCACAGUUUAGGUGUAAACCGGAGCAGCUGGAUGUACAGAGUAUAAGUCUGGAUUUACGCAAUGGACCAGCCCUAAGAACAUUUUUGACAUUAAUGUUGGCGUCGAUUAGGAACCAGCCGGAUGAUGAUACUCUCAAGAAUUUUCUAACCUAUGUGAUGCAUGAUUUUGUAACGCUGGACGAUUUCGACAUCAAGUUUCAAUUAGUCAUAACACUCCAGGAGUUCAUGCCAAGAUUAUACAGUAAAAAGACGUCGUUGAUACUAAUUGAUCUUUGUGAGCAAUUAUUACUACCAGAAGAUAGACUUAUCAAAGAAGAAGCGUGUAAAUUGACAGCCAUAUUGCUGGAAUUGUUAGAUGAAGAUGGCGUCGCUGAGUUUUUAAAAGUCGUGCGCAAAAUCUACGAAAAUGAGUGGAAUCGUUGUACUGGCAUUGAUUUAAUGGCGAUUUGUUUCUAUAAACUUCCCGAAGCAACACAAAAAGAAUUCCGCACGGAGUUUACAACAUUGAUGAAUGAUGAUUCAACUUUAGCGAAAGCAGCAAUGGCGCGGAAUUAUUGGAAAAUUGUUCAACACUAUCAAAAAGAAUGGGUCGAAACUGAAGCAAUUGAAACGUUACAACAAUUAGUUGAUGAUAUACAGGUUCCUGUAAGAAUCCACGCUGUUGAAACAGCAAUAACCAUCGCUAGUUUAAUCGAAGAAGAUCUUAUCGAUAAACACCUCUCCACCAUCUUUGAAAAACUCGCCCACGAUAACUCUUGGAAAGUCCGGCUGGAAGUUGCCGCACGUAUAGCGGACAUUCAGAAAGCAGUCCGACCAAAGAUGGCGCGCAUGUUAAUCAUCACUCUUCUGAAAGCACUUAGUAUUGAUCGUGAAACCAUCGUCAAAAAAUGUCUUGCACACAACAUUAUCGACGUUGUAAUACAAUUUAAAGAAACAACGGACUUAGACCUCACGGAUAUAUUUGAGGUUAUCAACGAACUUAACAAAGAUUGCAAUGAUGAGGUUAAGAACAACUUGAUGAAUGUUUUAAUGGAUUGUGCUUCGGUUCUUACAAUGGAAGAAUGCAAAAUACACUUGUUACCUUUGAUGAAAAACACUUUAAUGUGUCAAAAUAUCACAGGCUUGUCCAAAGUCCACGAACAAUGUGUACUGAACAUCAACAAAUUAAUUACCGUCUUGGGUUAUGAAGUAAUGCAGGAAGAAAUCGAGAAAUUCAUCUUUGGAGUUUUAUCUGCUGAUAGUCAAUGGAGAACUAGAAGAAGAUUAGUAAUGACCUUGAAUAUUCUUGCACUAACUGCAAGUGAAGAAUAUUUCACAAAGAUUUGUUUGUCUUUCUAUAAGAAGAUGUUGAAUGAUUCUUGCCACGCAGUGAGAAGGAUAGUGCCAAUGAUACUUCCGGUGUUAACCGGAAGAUUUGGAUUCGAUUGGGGAAUGAAAAAUAUUUUAAGUUAUAUCUUCAGUUUUUACGAUCAUCCAACAUCUUCGCAACGUUUAUUAGUACUAUAUUCUAUUGAAGAACUUGUAGAUCCGAGUUUGAUCAAUAUUUCCGGAUCAAAGUUCGAGCAGAAAAGUUUUUUAAGUCAUUCUAUGAACAAGGAUCAUCUCUACAAAGUUUUCUCUUUGAACGAGAUGUUAAAGUACAAAUUGGAUCAACUAGAGCUUAAUUUUGACGAUGACGAAGAAGAUAAUGUAAUGAGUAGUGAUUUAGUGUUUUAUGGUGAAGAUAUGGCGGAGGAAUUUGCAGAAUUUGAAGUCCCAUCACAGAAUGUAAUGGAGUUGUUGACUUUUGUUAUAAAACAUAUUAUUCCUAUUCUAGCCAAGUGUCUCAGUGAUAAUGUUAUUAAUGUUAUUAAUAGAGCAUUGAAUACCUUUAAAAUGGUCAUGAAUUUGCACAAGAAGAUAACAAAAGAGUUCCAGCAGGAUGUUUUUAAGGAUAUUUUGGAUACUUUUAACAAAGAAAGUAGAAAGAGUAUAGAAAGUAAUAUUUUGCAUAAGUUAACUGAAGUUGAUGGACACAUGGAAGAGAAAAUUGAUCAUCCAGUGCGCGGGCAAGAUUUUGAGUCGAAUGUCCGGUUUGAAGACGCAAUGGAAGGUUCUUUUGAUGGUGAUGAAGUAAAACCACUUAAUACCGAUGAAGUAUUGAAAGCUUUCGAAGAAUUUGACAUUCCCGAUGAUUUCAGGGAUAGAAACAAAAAUUUAUUCGAUUCGAGUGAAGAUUUUCAGGAAGAUACAGUGGACAGUUCAGAAGACAAAAUGGCCGACAAUAAUAACGCCAAGAGUGAGAGCAGUGACAAAAAUGAAAACAAUGACAAUGAAGUUGAGAAACAUUUACUGGACGAUGUAGAUAUGAAUUUGUUUGACCAAAAAAAGACAGUUCUAGAGGUUUAUAGUGAUCCAAACAGCGAUGCCAUCGAUAUUUAAUUUAUUUUACUAGUGUAAAAUGUUUAAAUAAUUAUUAAAAUAAUGUAUAGGAAGAAUUAUAUGUUACCAAUUUUAGAUUUUGUUGUUCAUACAGUUUUAAAUUAUUGUAUAGUUCCUAAUAAAAAGCAAACAAGUACAAAUUGUACAAA
Molecule: messenger RNA, 3175 nt
Organism: Dalotia coriaria
Lineage: Eukaryota; Metazoa; Arthropoda; Insecta; Coleoptera; Staphylinidae
Product: serine/threonine-protein phosphatase 2A 65 kDa regulatory subunit A beta isoform-like
Exons: 4
Coding region: 462-3026 (854 amino acids)
Biological process (GO): protein dephosphorylation
Cellular component (GO): cytoplasm; protein phosphatase type 2A complex
Molecular function (GO): protein phosphatase regulator activity
Source: RefSeq, a predicted model, not a curated record